Diorhabda sublineata is the source of this 4160-nucleotide messenger RNA. RefSeq names its product ATP-binding cassette sub-family C member 4-like. Gene Ontology annotation, biological process: transmembrane transport. The record is from RefSeq and is a predicted model, not a curated record. Gene Ontology annotation, cellular component: membrane. NCBI's taxonomy places the organism in Eukaryota, Metazoa, Arthropoda, Insecta, Coleoptera, Chrysomelidae. Gene Ontology annotation, molecular function: ATP binding; ABC-type transporter activity; ATP hydrolysis activity. The coding region runs from base 257 to 4057 and encodes 1266 amino acids. The transcript is spliced from 13 exons.
ACAGUCAGCAAUUGUUAAUAAUGGAUAAUUAUCGAGAUUUCGAAUUUAAAUUUUAGUGAUAGUUCAUCUGUUUUAAACAAAAGACGCGUUAAAAAAUGUGUUUGUGAGGUAAUUUCGAAAAAAAUUUAGCUCUAUUGUGUUGUUCCAGUGUUACAUAAGCUUUUCUUACGAGGAAAUUCAUCAGCGCUUUGUACAUGAGAUAAAAACAGUGAUAAUUUGGAGAUUAAUGUGGUGCGUCAAUUGAAAAUCCACCGAAAUGGACCAUUGCGAACAAAAAAAGAGGAAAACGAACCCUCGGGAAACCGCUAAUAUUUUCUCGUUAUUAAGUUUUGCAUAUACGGUUAGUUUAUUCAAGAAAGCUUACAAGAACAAUGAUCUCGAAGAAGAUGAUUUAUACGAAGUUUUAAGAGCUUGUGGUUCUACAAAAUGCGGAGACAAAUUGGAAAACCAAUGGAUUAAAGAAAACAAUUUAAAAAAAGAAAAGGAUCCUUCUAUAUAUCGGUUGAUGUGGGCUAGAUUCGGAAAGCGAUAUAUUUUAAUAGGAGGUAUUCAUUUAUGUUGGAAAAUAUUUAAUAGCGUGGUAGAACCAUGGGCACUCAGCAGCUUAAUUUCAUAUUUCAAACCCGGUCAAACGAAAGUAACUAAGAACGAAGCAUACUAUUACGCUGCAUUGGUAUUAAUCAUCCACAUCGUCUACACCAUUUAUAUACACAACUAUAUUAUAUGGGUGCAACAAUUAGGAGUUGAAAUAAAAACUGCAUUUUCCUCAUUAUUAUAUAGAAAAGCAUUGAAGCUAACGCCGACGUCUGUAUCAGAAAUAACAUUGGGAAACAUCGUGACGCUCAUUACCAAAGAUGUGUAUUCUUUCCAGCAAUCCAUAUGGAUCGUAAACGAUAUGUGGAUCGCGGUGGUACAGACUUGUCUGAUUUGUUAUUUACUCUAUGCGAAAAUCGGAGUUAUUUCUUUUAUAGGUAUUGCUGUUAUACUGAGUGUUAUGCCGCUACAAGUAAUUAUUGGAAGAUUUGUAAGUAAACUCCGAUUAUCCGCUGAAAAAAAGACAGAUCAACGAUUACAAGCCAUACAAGAAACUCUAUCAAGUAUUAGAAUUAUCAAAAUGUACAAAUGGGAAGAAUAUUUUCGAAAUAAAAUCAACCAAGCUAGAUUGGCAGAAAUCAACCGGAUGCUGUUAGCAUUUUAUUUAAAAAUAAUAAUAGUUCUUUUGGGUGUUCUUUUUUCAAAAAUUGGAUUUUACGUAUUAAUCAUUUCAUGUAUAUGGAUGGGUUAUCCGACAGAAGCAGAACUGGUAUUUUAUCUCUUGACUAUUUUCAGAGAUCUGAAACAUUCUUUAGGAGUUGUUAUACCAUAUGGUAUAGGCCGAGGAGCUGAAUUAUAUUCAGCAAUAACACGAAUUAAUAAAGUCAUUAAAGGUGAAGAAUUACCUCCAAAACUUGGCUCUGAUGCUCCAACUCAAAGUCCCGUAAUCGAAGUAAAAGAAGCAACUGUUAAAAUAAAAGAUAAAGUUGUAUUAAAGAAUAUCACGUUAAGUAUCAACAGCGGCUUGAUUUUGGUAACUGGAAGAGUCGGAUCUGGAAAAAGUUCUAUGUUAAAAAUGAUCCUACAAGAUUAUCCUUUGGCAGAUGGACAUUUAUUAACUUUCGGUCGAAUUUCCUAUGCUUCGCAAGAUCCUUGGUUAUUUCCUUCUUCAAUAAAACAAAAUAUUCUAUUCGGAGAAACUUACAACGAGAAAAGAUACAAAGAGGUGAUAAAAGUUUGUGCUCUAGAAUACGAUUUAAGUUUGUUCGAAAAAGGCGAUGAAACCAUCGUUGCAGAUAAAGGACUAAAUUUAAGCAAAGGACAACAAGCUAGAGUGAAUCUAGCCAGAGCUGUAUAUAAAGAAAGUGAAAUUUAUUUAUUAGACGAUUCCUUGACAGCACUUGACGCUCAUGUUCAAGAUUAUAUUUUCAACGAAUGCGUCAAAACUUUCCUCAAAGACAAAAUUUGUAUAUUAGUUUCGCAAACGGCAAAUCAUAUACAAGAAGCCGAUACAGUGAUUAUAAUAAACUCAGGAGAAAUAAAAUACAAUGGAAAACCAACUGAUAAAGUAAUUAAGCAAAUUGAAGAAAUCGUUGUUGAAGAUGACGAUUUAGAAAAAGAAGUUAUAGAAAAAAAUGAACCUAAAAUGAAUGGAGAUGUCAAACAUAACGAUUUGUUUGAAACAGAACAAGUAGCAGUGAAGCCGAACGUUUACAGUGAGGUUCACAAAAAAGGAGAAGUUGAUUUCGCUGUUUAUAAAAAAUAUUUCAAAUUCGGUGGUGGAUUUUUACUCAUUUCCCUUAUCGCCAUAUUGUUUGGCUUAACACAAGGAACGGAAAGUUAUUCAGACAAACUUUUAACAAAAUGGGUAGAUCAACAGCAAAUAGAACUAAGUCUUAAAAGAAACAUCAGCGAAUUGAAUGUAGCUACGCCUCUACAAAGUCAAGAGCUAGCAGAAGCAACAGCCAACGAAAAAUUCACAAUAAAAUUAUAUUCUCUGAUGAUUCUUGCAUCUACAAUAUUGGCUUUACUGAAAACUUUCGCGAUAUUCGAUUUUUGUCGUAGAGCUUCAAUUAGGAUACACGAGACCAUGGUCAGAUACAUUGUUUAUGCUGUGAUGAUAUUCUUCGAUACUCAUUUCAUUGGUAACAUUCUAAACAGAUUUUCACAAGAUAUGACGAAUAUCGAUGAACAUUUAUUACACAUUUUCAGCGAAUUUAUUAGGGUGGCAUUUGCAGUAGCUGGUAUAGUAUUUUUGAUCUCGAUAGUAAAUCCCUAUUUCUUACUAUUCGCAGCAAUAUUCUUUUCCUCCUUAAUAUUCAUAAGAAGAUUAUAUUUACCAACUGGAAGAAGUUUAAAGAGAUUAGAAGCAGCUACCAGAAGUCCAAUGAUUGGACACUUGAACGCUUCCUUGGAAGGAUUAACGACUAUAAGAGCAUACAAAGCGCAAGAUAUCUUGAUUAGGGAGUUUGACCGUCAUCAAGAUUUAUUUACAUCAGCUCACUAUACUUCGUUAUGUUCUAUGAGAGCUUUCGGAUUUAUUAUGGAUUUUCUUUGUUCACUAUUUAUCCUCAUGGUCGUUUUUACUUUCAUCUUCUUUGAUACAGGUACAAGUGCAGGAAACGUGGGUCUCACUUUGACACAAAUUUUCAUGUUAGCCGGAUUGGUGCAGUGGGGAGUAAGAACUUGGGCAGACUUGGAAAAUCUUAUGACGUCCGUGGAAAGACUAUUAGAAUACACGGAAAUCCCGUCCGAGUCCAAAGAAGGUACAGAAGUUGAAAAUUGGCCCAAAGACGGUGCAAUUGUUUACGAAAACGUGUCUUUAACAUACAAUAAUUCAGAAAAAGUUUUAAAAAACUUAAACUUUAGCGUAGAACCCAAUCAGAAAAUAGGAAUAGUGGGAAGAACUGGUGCUGGAAAAUCUUCGAUAAUAUCAACGAUAUUCAGACUUUACGAACCUGAAGGGAAGAUACUUAUAGACGGUGUCGACAUAUUAACGUUAAAUUUAAAAUUUUUGAGAAAAAAACUAGCAAUCAUACCACAAGAUCCUGUACUUUUCACCGGUACGAUCCGAACAAAUUUGGAUCCCGUAAAUGAGUUCCAAGAUGAAGAACUUUGGAACGUCCUCGAUGAAGUUAAUAUGAAAAACGCUGUAUCAUCUUUAAACAUGAAAAUAACCAGCAGCGGCGGUUCGAAUUUCAGCUCCGGAGAGAAGCAACUGAUUUGUUUAGCUAGAGCAAUCUUAAGAAAAACUAAAAUAAUAGUUUUGGACGAAGCAACAGCGAAUAUGGACCACGAAACUGAUAUGCUCUUACACAAUACCAUCAAGAGAAAUUUCACUAACUGUACGUUAUUAACUAUUGCACAUCGUUUACAUAGUAUAUUAGAAUGUGAUAAAGUUAUGGUAUUAGAUAAAGGACAAAUCAAAGAAUUCGACACGCCAUCGAAUUUGUUGAAGGACAAACAGGGCAUUUUUUAUAAGAUGGUCGAGCAAGCAGGACUGCUAAACCUUGUGACUGAUUAAUUUUUAAUUUUUGUGCAUUAGUUUGAAUCUUUUCAACUAGCUACUUCAACAACAAGUAUUUUUGAUAUUAUUUAAACUGUUUAUAUUAAAUGUUUACUCAAUA